Messenger RNA from Oncorhynchus tshawytscha (Chinook salmon), 6452 nucleotides. RefSeq names its product BTB/POZ domain-containing protein KCTD3. NCBI's taxonomy places the organism in Eukaryota, Metazoa, Chordata, Actinopteri, Salmoniformes, Salmonidae. The coding region runs from base 379 to 3087 and encodes 902 amino acids. Gene Ontology annotation, molecular function: protein binding. The record is from RefSeq and is a predicted model, not a curated record. The transcript is spliced from 18 exons. Gene Ontology annotation, biological process: protein homooligomerization.
UGACGUAGUGACCGUAGUGGGAGAGGCAGCGGUUCCUCUGACCAGACCACAUCGUCGACAGUCGUCACGACACAGAAAGCAGCUCGAAGACCCUAAAAUACUCGAUAUUACAAACUCACAUGGAUGCAUAUGAACGUGUAUAUCGGCUAACUUUGGUAAAUUAGACUCGCCUGGCCAUUGCCUAAAGGCUACACACAACCAUAGCCUAUGAAUUCGGGAACUAUCGCUGCGUGGAAGUCUAACAUUUUAUGGAGGCUUGGAGACGUAGGGGAGCGAGGAGCAGAAGGGGGUAAACUGAAGAUCGACACACCAAACUGGGAACAUUGGACACAUUCUGCUGGCUACGAGUGACCCACACGCACGGGACGGGGUGGAAACAUGGCGGCGAAUGUCAAUUUAACAUCUGGGAUGGGAGAAAUUAUUCAACUGAACGUCGGUGGGACAAGGUUCAGCACCUCUAGACAGACUCUCAUGUGGAUCCCAGACUCUUUCUUCUCAAGUUUGCUGAGUGGGAGAAUAUCAACUCUACGUGAUGAAACUGGAGCCAUAUUUAUUGACAGGGAUCCGACAGCCUUUGCGUCCAUUUUGAAUUUUCUUCGAACCAAAGAGUUAGACUUGCGGGGGGUAAACAUUAACAUUCUCCGCCAUGAGGCUGAGUUUUAUGGGAUUACACCGUUAGUGAGGAGGUUGCUGCUGUGUGAGGAGAUAGAACGUUCGUCCUGUGGCAGUGUUCUGUUCCAUGGAUACCUUCCCCCUCCAGGUACUGUGUUCCCACAACUCCUCCUACCUGGAAGUCUGUCCUCUGGCACAGCUCUCCCAGCCCGUAAGUUCAGCUCCACCCCUGCAGCCUCGGGCCCUGCCCCUGAGGAUCGGCCUGGUCCUAUCGGAGCAGAGGGGGGGUUCCCCCAUUCCUGUCCCCCUCACCCCUCACUCCCCGGACCCCCUGGAGCCGAGGGACCACACAGACUGGGUGCUGUGGUGGACCCUAGGAAGGUGCUGAUUGUAGCUGGACAUCAUAACUGGAUCGUAGUGGCUUAUGCACACUUUGUCAUCUGCUACAGGAUAAAAGAGUCGUCGGGGUGGCAACAGGUGUUUUCUAGCCCCUAUCUGGACUGGUCCAUCGAGAGAGUCGCCCUUAACGCCAAGGUGGUGGGUGGUCCCCAUGGUGAUAAGGACAAGAUGGUGGCAGCUGCCUCCAAUAGCAACAUCAUCCUCUGGAGCAUCCAAGAUGGAGGGAGUGGCAACGAGAUCGGUAGGUGUGUGUGUGUUUUGGGAAAGCGUGAGGCGUUUGAUUGUUUCUCUCUCCUCUCGCUCUCUCUAGGUGUGUUUAGUCUGGGUGUACCCGUAGAUCAUCUGUUCUUCAUUGGGAACCAGCUGGUGGCCACAAGUCACACUGGGAAGGUGGGAGUCUGGAACGCUGUCACACAGCACUGGCAGGUACAGGAUGUAGUUCCCAUCACCAGCUGUGACACGGCUGGCUCCUUUCUGCUGCUGGGCUGCAACAACGGAUCCAUCUACUACAUAGACAUGCAGAAGUUUCCUCUGAGGAUGAAGGAUAAUGAUCUGUUGGUGACAGAGCUGUACCACGACCCGUCUAAUGACGCCAUCACUGCCCUCAGUGUCUACCUCACACCCAAGACCAGUGUGAGUGGUAACUGGAUAGAGAUAGCGUAUGGAACCAGUUCUGGAGCAGUCCGGGUCAUAGUUCAACACCCUGAGACAGUAGGCUCUGGACCUCAGCUCUUCCAAACUUUUACUGUCCACCGCUCCCCUGUCACUAAGAUCAUGCUCUCGGAGAAACACCUGGUCUCAGUGUGUGCGGACAACAACCACGUGCGGACGUGGACAGUGACGCGGUUCCGAGGCAUGAUUUCCACGCAGCCUGGCUCCACCCCCCUGGCCUCCUUUAAGAUCCUCUCAUUGGAGGAGACUGAGAGCCACGGCAGCUACUCAUCAGGCAACGACAUCGGUCCGUUUGGGGAGAGAGAUGACCAGCAGGUGUUCAUUCAGAAGGUCAUCCCUGUCACCAACAAGCUGUUUGUUCGCCUCUCCUCCACUGGGAAAAGGAUCUGUGAGGUGGCGGCAGUGGAUGGGACCACCAUCUCGUGUUUCACAGUGAGGGAGUGCGAGGGUUCUAGCAGGAUGGGUUCUAGACCAAGGAGGUACCUCUUUACUGGGCAUGGCAACGGCAGCAUUCAGAUGUGGGACCUCACCACCGCUAUGGACACCGCCAACAAGGGAGAGGAGAAGAAGACUGACGAGGUGGGCGGACCAACAGAGGAGGAGCUGCUGCAGCUAUUGGACCAGUGUGACCUCAGCACCUCCCGCUGUGCCACGCCCAACAUCAGCCCCGCCCCUUCGGUGCUGCAGCACAGCCGCCUCCGAGAGUCCUGCUCCAGCCUCCAGCUGCAGGCCCAGGAGCCCAUCCCAGAGACGGCCACCUAUGGAGCCCUGCGACCCUACAGAGAGAGCCCCCUGCUGGCCCACGCCCGCCGCACAGAGUCCUUCCACAGCUACAGAGACUUCCAGAACUUCUCCCUGGGGACAGGUCUGCUGGAGAGCCCCGGACAGGCUCCAGGACAGGGGGCAGGCCUAGGUACAGAGGCCCGAACCCGGUCACUAUGCGAGGCUGGGGGAGAGGAGGGCGAGCGGAGGGGCUCGGCCAUGGAGCUCUGGGCUAGCCGAAGCGCUAACGCCGCUAAUGCUGAUGUCAUUGCUAAUGCUUCCGUGGUCACAGGUGGCGCCACUGCCGAAGAGGGCGUUUUCAUAUCGCCACGGCAACCCCCCGACAGUCCUGGAGGAGACGCUUGGCGAAGGGUCCAAUUGGAAGAGGAGGGGGCGGGGUUAGGAUCAGUGGCGGAGGCUAGGUCUGAGGUGAGAAGGAAGGGAGGGUUUGAGGGGGUAGUAUUUCUGGGCAGAAAGAGAGCACCUCCAGUCCCCCAGCUUACCUCGCUCCCCUCGGUGGGGUCUGAGGGGGGAGGCAGUGACUCCUCCUCCACUGCCUCCCCCUCCCCCACACAGCUGGCUUCCAUUUCCCCCCGGCACAGGAAGUGCAGUGAGCCGGCCAAUCAGGACAGCAGCCUGUGAGUUACGGACAGCUCUGACGCCGACACGCCCCUGGUGUCAGUCAGUCAACAGCUCUAGGGAGAAGUUACUCCCCUAUCCACUGAUCUAGGACCAGCCUACCCUCCCCAAAUUCUAACCUUAACCAUUAGGAGUAAAACACACUAAACUGACCUUAGAUCAAUGUUUGGGAGCAACUUCAUCUCACAGGCAAUAUUCUAGACUACCACAGUAUGCAUCUCAAAAGAAAGCCCGUCAUUCUCAAUCAAGAGAAGAAACUUGACGCCUGCUGGAAGUCGCUAACUAGCCUAAGGGUGAUCUUCUAGUUCCGAGUAUGACUUUAACCCUUCGGAUCUCUCCAUCAUGGCAGUAAAUCUGGUAGCUGCACAAGUGGUUCUCCAUCAAUGUUUGUUCCAAUAGUCCUCUCAUGAUAUCAGUAGGACUUUGUGUUAGAGGCAUAUACUGUAGUUUAUCGACUAUUAACACAAAGUGCUAGAUGUGUUUAUUUCCCCCUCGUCGUCACUUUCACACACACUUAUAGUUUUGGGUGCACAGGUUGUGAACCUCCACACAACACACAGUCGUGCUGUUCAACCAGCCAGUAGGCGUGCGUGUCGUGUUUUAGACCUGCCUGAAUUCUACGCUACACAGUAAAUCUUCUUAUUUCUCUCUUCUUUUUUUUUUGUCGAAAACAGACCGACAUCUCAUGCUGAAGGUCCAAGUGACUUUGCGUGGCAUUCUAUGUUAUUUUAAAUGUAAGGAAUCAUGCUUAGUGCCUUUUUUUUAACACUAGCCAUAGUUUAAACAUCCACCUGUCCUUUCAGUGAUGCAGAGAGGAAGUAGACCAAAGGUUGAAUGGAGGAUAUCUGUCUAUAGUCUAUGCAGUGUGUUGUUCUCACUGCCCAGUGACGUCACAGGUUGGACAGCUGCUAUUAUCGUCAUUCCUGUCACCCAACAGUAGCUUUCAGAUGGAGGGCGAGGAGAGAGAGUUGUCAGUGGGGCCCAUCCUCCCUCCGCCCCAUCACUAGACGAGACCUGGGUCAAAUACGUACAACUUGAGGUGCACUUAAUUUAGCUUGUCCAGUGGAAUAGUCCCACCAAACUAAAUCAAGUGCACCCAUUGUCUCUGAAAGUACAGUAUUUGACCCAGGUCUGUCUUAUACCCAGCUGGUAAGUAAAAGAUGGAAUGAGACCAAGCUGAGGGUUCAACAUGUACAAAGAUGUAAAUCUCAAUAAUAUGCAAUCUGAUUAUAUAUGGAGAAUAUAUCUACAUAAUCAAAUCAAUAUAAUAUGUAACCAUGCUGAUGCAUUUAAAUGUGUGUAGAAUGUGUGUCUACAUAUUUGCUGUUGUUUGUGACAUCUGUCUUCUCAUAUAAGCUAUUCAUAUUAAUAGUAUUGUAUCGUACCUAAAUUGCAUUUGCACUCGCACUACGACGACUAAGUGAUGAAGUAACACUUUAUAUUGGUUGAGAUAACAUUCAGCCCGUUGAGGAAUAAUGCCUAUCCCUCUAUAUCUCUGCGUGUCUAAGGCCUGGAUUCAUCCUGAUCCGUGUCAGAUCCGCCUGAUUGAGCCGACACGGUAAGCAGCAUUUACCGUGAAUGCGAACGCGGCAACAUUGCCUUUAAAAAGGUGCAUAGCUGGCCCGAAAAUGGCCGAUCGGAUUAAAUCUAGGCCCAAGCUAUAUCUCUUCUCUGGCUGUGUUUUACACUUUCACCUCAGACGGAUACUAAAAAGGAAUAGAUCUAUUGAUGCCGCUCGUUAUAACAUUUUGGAUAACAUGUAUGUCCCAACGCAUUAUUAUGUCGCUAUGUAUUAGUGCUCGCUCGUCUACUUGGUAUGAUACUAGCCUAUUACGCACGUGUUGGCACUGAAUUGCCAUUGUCGUUGAGCUGGCUAGACGUAUAGGAUGUAGGAUGACGUCUUGGGGCUCUAUUCAAUCUGUAUCGCUGAAGUGCUGCAGAUUGCGCGAUAGAAAUGUAAAAGGUCCUUUUCCGAUUGAGCCGACAUGUGCAGCGUUUACCGUGAGCGCAGUCUCCGCUAACGCGGGAACAUUGCCUUUUAAAUUUCAAUCGCGCUGUAUAACUGAACUCCCGCAUAGGAUUGAAUAGAGCCCUAUAGACUGACACAGGACCUGUUUUUCUAACUCUAGUUCAGCUUGGGUUUAUCUGACAAGCAGUAGUCACACAAACCUGGUAGCCGUGCAUUGUAACAUUGGGUGUAAUAGGGUUGCGGGGCAUGCAGGCUUUUGCUCCAUCCAAGCACUACUCAAAAGUCUUCGGCUGUAGUCUCUUAUCAUGGGAUCAACGUGUCUUAUGUCUCUCUCUCUCUCUGGGGGUGACAGUGCAAGGAGGGAGCACCAGGUUAGUGUGGAUACUCUUGUCAAAGUGUGUGUGUCUGUCCGAAGCAGCGCUGGGCUCUCAGCAGUGUAACCUUCCUUUUAGAAAAGUUAGCAACUUUGUGAGCUGAAAAUGGUGUUUGAUAGCUGUGUGAUUUAUGAGCGUAAUAAAGUGGUGUUGCUGCUUCUGAAUGUGUGAGCUGCCAAGGGCCACACUGUCUGCUACAAUCACUCUGUUUUUACUUUAGAAAACUUUUAUUUUUUUUUAAAUUUCUUUUAACUUUGACAAUAGCUGUGAACGUGGCUGUGAACGUGCAGCUACUAUGCCCUUGUCAAAAUGGUGUCCUUGAGUUGGGACACAGUCGUAACUGCCAGUUUGGUGUGUCCCUUUUUAAAAGACAAAAACAAAAACUGACGGCUACAAUACCGUCCCCAUAGGUGUGUGUGUGUGUGUGUGUGUGUGUGAAAGCAUUUCCAGUUAUAGCAGCAAAGGGGGACCUACUCCAUAUUAAUGCCCAUGUGUUUGACGAGCAGGUGUCCACAUACUUUUGGUUGUGCCCGUGAUGUGAUUUGGUGGACACGGAGGACCUAAUACUAGUUGAAUGGCAGGCCAUAGUUACGCAGCUCCAUCCCUACCACUUGGUAGGUGGGUCUGGGUGUCCUUGGUAAGGUACUACAAUGUGAAUCCACUAGAGGGCACUGUGGAUGUGUGUAAAAUCAAGUUACAGGUUAACGCUGGUUGACGCUGAAUAAAUCAAUGAAUAUAUACUGACUACACAUAUGGGGUCUUCAUACAGUUUAGUGUGGCUUUAACAUUGGUUAGGAGUGCCACACCCUGUUUAUGACAAAAGCAUGCUGUUUAUCUGUUGCUAAUGAUGACUUUUUCAGUGUAAUGGAUCACAUCGACCUUUCAUAGGAAUUGUGUUAAACAGCGUUGAGAUGAAACAGGUACUUGUGUGUGUGUGUUCUGUCACUCUAGCUGCUGUGUCUGUCCUCUCUCUGACGUCUCCUCAUGUCUGUACUGAUGGGAGUAAAACACAAUAACCCAGUGUG